Messenger RNA from Seriola aureovittata, 7341 nucleotides. It is a transcript of the gene vat1, whose product is annotated as vesicle amine transport 1. The record is from RefSeq and is a predicted model, not a curated record. Gene Ontology annotation, molecular function: oxidoreductase activity. The transcript is spliced from 6 exons. The coding region runs from base 244 to 1653 and encodes 469 amino acids. Lineage: Eukaryota; Metazoa; Chordata; Actinopteri; Carangiformes; Carangidae.
ACACUCUGUCAGAGCGCGGCGUUGACAGCCACUGGCCACUGAUCAGCCCACUUGGUCGGGGUUUGUGUCUCCAUGCAAGACUGCUGAAAAAGAAGCUCUGACUCUCGCACUUUCUUUGAUUUUGCAAAGGCAAGCAGACGCAGCCACACAACACGCCCGUCCACGGCAACAAAAGCAUAAGAAGUGAAAAGCCUCUAAGUAUUUUUUUCCUAGACUCACCAGUGUCUCACAGCUCCCUGCACAAUGUCUGGAGAGGACGCACCUGCCCAGCAGCAAAACGCCGUGGACCAGAAGCAGGAGACCAAACCAGCGGAGGAGCCCAAAACCGAAUCGCCCAAGACGGAGUCCGCUCCCGCCGCUGCCGCCGAUGCAGCGGCUACCCCUGCGGCGACCACCGAGAAGGUCCCCGAGGAGGAGGCGUUCACCUACCGCGCUCUGGUGCUCACCGGCUACGGGGGCUAUGAUAAAGUGAAGUUGCACGUGAAGAAAGGCAAGCCGACGCUCAAGGCCGGAGAGGUCCUGGUGCGGGUCAAGGCUUGCGGGCUGAACUUCGCCGACUUGAUGGCCAGACAGGGGCUGUACGACCGGCUCCCAUCCCCGCCGGUCACCCCGGGAAUGGAGUGUUCCGGGGUGGUGGAGGCUGUAGGGGAAGAAGUGACAGACAGAAAAGUCGGUGACAAGGUGAUGGUGCUGAACCGCUUCGGGCUCUGGCAGGAGGUGGCGGUGGUGCCGGCAACCCACACCUUCCUCAUCCCAGAGGGCAUGAGCUUCGAGGAGGCAGCGGCCCUUCCUGUCAACUACGUCACCGCCUACAUGAUGCUGUUUGAUUUCGGCAACCUCCGGCCCAACCAGAGCGUCCUCGUCCACUCUGCUGCAGGUGGUGUGGGUAUCGCAGCCACCCAGCUGUGCCAGACGGUGAAGGAUGUGACUGUGUUCGGCACGGCGUCGGCCAGCAAGCAUGAGACCAUCAGCCAGGGCGGAGUCACGCAUGCCAUCGACUAUCGCACCAAGGACUAUGUGGAGGAGGUCCGCAAGAUCAGUCCCAAAGGGCUGGACAUAAUACUGGACCCUCUCGGAGGAUCAGACACCCAUAAGGCCUACAACCUGCUGAAGCCUAUGGGCAAACUUAUUACCUAUGGUACGGCUAACAUGCUGGCAGGCCAGAAGAAGAACCUGCUCGCCGUGGCCAAGAACUGGUACCACCAGUUCUCCAUCCACACGCUCAGCCUGAUCCAGGGCAACAAGUCGGUGUGCGGCUUCCACUUGGGCUACCUGGACGGUGAGACAGAGCUCAUCGCACAGGCCAUGAACACCAUCCUGGAUCUCUACAAGCAGGGCAAGGUCAAGCCCCGCAUCGACUCCACUUGGCAUCUUGAGCAGGUGGGCGAUGCCAUGAGGAAGAUGCAGGAGAGGAACAACAUCGGCAAAAUGAUCCUCACCACGGAGCCGAUGCCCGAGGAGGAGAAGAAAGAGGAGCCCAAGAAGGAGGACAAGAAGGAGGAAAAGAAGAAGGAUGACAAGAAGAAGGAUGACAAGAAGAAGGACGAUGCCAAGAAAGAGGAGAAGAAGGACGACAAGAAGAAAGAAGAGCCCAAGAAGGAGGAGAAGAAGGAGGAAGAGAAGAAGGAAGAGGUCAAGAAGGAGGAGAAGUGAGAGGGAGGGAUGGAGAGUCAAGCAGACCACCUGGGGGUUUGUGUCCUGGGAGCAGGGGGUGUGGUGUGGGAUGGUGGGGUGGGGUCGGGGUGGGGGUAAGGAUGGAGAUGGAGAUGGAUGGUGUGGGAGGGUGGGGGUGGAGCAUAAAACAAGAAUGGGAAGGAGUUAGAAGGGUAGAUUACAAAAUUAUCACACCACUGUCAGUCUUUCAUCUCCUCCGCUUCACCCUCGAGUCCACAAUGGCAGUGAUUACUCAGGCCUGGCUCCACCCACCCCUCCCCCCUGCCCUGCCCUCCCAUACAAUUUUCGAGCCUUUAUCUAAAAGAAAAAAAGAAUCCAAUCACUUGUGCCACCUUGUGAGCUCCAAACGUUUAUCCCCGCCUCACAAGAAAAAACAGUCGCAACACUCGGAAGAUUUCUUCCUAUUCGGAGCCAUGGAGGACCGUGGGUAGGGUCCAGGCUUGGUGCAAAUUACUGUCUCCUUGACAACCGUAAUCCCCGCUCGCACUUCGGCCCCACCCUCGACCCCACAUGCCCCUCCGCACCUCAACUCCCACUGUGCUAAAUUGUUCUGCUCUGACUUCCACCUGCCACCUACUCUCUCUCUCUCUCUCUCUCUCUCUCUCUCUCUCUCUGUCCUACCCCCCCCACACACACACACCCCCCAACCUCCCACCCCCCUCCCCCUCACUGUGCUGAGUCCCCCCCCAACCUCCCACACCACCCCCCAUCCACCCACCCAGCCACGGGCCGGACCCACAGACAGGCAACAAAGACAGGCAGACAAAACCGAGAAGAACCACACCCACCCACACGUUGCUCUCUUGGUGUCCAAACACUUAUAGUUAUGUCACUGAGAGUGAGUCAGAGAUGCCUGUGAUUGGCUCGUGUACCCCACCGCCCCUGGAGAUAUUUGCAUCCUGGUUUUGAUCAUGAUGUACGACUGCUCAGACAAUGCUGUAAGGCCUAACAUUGGUGAUUUUAUACGUGUGUAUCUCGGAUAUAGCUCGCAUCGGCCUCCAUCAGCGGCAUGGGAAACAGCUCCACAAUGCAUGCGUUCCCACCAGAUUUCAGUGGAAGUUAACAUAGCGGCCGCAGUUUUGCACUUGCCUGAAUAUGAAUUUCCCUCAUAAUGAGCCUUUCUGUGCCGCGUUGAAUAGGGAGGCAGAAAUCAUUGCUCAGCUUCCUUCUCCUUAGUUACAGAUUUUUCUAGCUGACCAACUGUUGGCAAGAAGUGCGCAGUGCCAAUUAAGAGAGAAUUUGUUUCUGUUCAAACAAGCCACAAAUACACACAUAUACACACACAAACAUACACACUCUGAAUGUGAUGAAAGGGCCACUGUCAUGCUGAGACAGUGAAGCGUCUGAAAUGAGCAAGUUAAGGUGAACACCAGUCCUUUCUCCUCGGGAUCAGAUCCCUUUUUUUUUUUUCUAUCCUCCUCGAGGCAUUCCACGGCAUUCUGCUGCUUUCACAGCGGCCGCUCGCCUGUCCAUCACCCUGACCUGAGAGAGGAGAAUUCAAUUCAAGCUGGCGUCCAUACUUUGCCUCCCCUCCUUCUCUCCACUCUCUCUCUCUCUCUCUCUCUCUCUCUCCCUCCUCUUUCCAUUUCCCUCUCUAUGGUCGGCAUAGCAACAGGCGUCAGGCUCGUCAGAGAUGGCACUGUGGUCUGUUUCUCUGACUCCCUCUCCCUGUGUCUCUCUUUUCUGCCUCCCUAACUCUGUAUUUGCCAGCAGUCGGUGCUGAGGACCAGUGUUUCAACAGGUGUAACAUGUAUUAACAAGUUCUGAUGAUAAAAUCAGGAGGUGAAGCAGUUUUUAAGGCUGUUAGAAAAUAGCGCCUGCAAACUGUUUUUUGUUUUUUUUUUCAAACCAGUCUGAAAUUUAAACAAAGUAUUGACAAUGGUGUGCCAUUAGGAGCAUACAGGCUAAAGCAGCACACCGCUCCCCCUAAUGGCCAGUAUGAAUCUCGCCCGUCUGGUGUCAUGUUAGAAGUCCACAAGUAUAAUCCUAAAUGUUUCAUCACAAAUCCCUCUGGGUGGGCUCUAAAUCUUUCAUGUAGAUGGAUUUCACAUCUUACAACCUUAGACAUUUAUCUACCUGCCAGCCUGCCUGUCUGUCUGCCUGUCUGUCUGUCUGUCUGUGAGCCCGGCCCCGGUGUUGAGACUCAGAUGGUGACUAGUGACUUUGUAAAAAACAGAAACAAAACGUUUAAAAAAAUAAAAAUUUAAAAAAUUAAAAAAAAAAAAGAGAAAGAAAAAAGUUGUUGUGUUAGCAUGAGUGGCCUCCCUCAUGUGCUGUGUGUGGUGUGCCAUUGUGUGUGAAGAUGUGUGUGUGUCCUCAGGUCGUUUGUCAGGUUUUAAAAACACCCAUCCCUAUCCCUGCGACACCCCCAACCCCCACCCUACCCCCCCCACACACACACUCCUCUGCUACAGUAUUAUGUAGCUCCAACCCAGCCCUCCCUCCUCACUCUCACUCUCUCUCUCUCUCUCUCUCUCCCUGUCUGAUAAGAGGCCUGUGUUAUGAGGACAGUUGGUAUUAGUAUUUUGCACUCUGCUCGCUGAUCUUAAUGCACUUACAAGCAUGGCAGUCGCACUCCAGUCCCACGCAGGCUUUGAUUGUGCUCCAGGUCUGCAGCCUGUUUCCCAUCAUCCACUCCCAGUGUAUCUGCUGAAGCUCACUGAAAGGACAGGUGGCACACACACACACACACACACACAUAUAUAGAAACACACACUCAUGUAGAGGUCCCCCCUCAUUUUCAGCUUGCCAGUCCCUGUCCAGGCCAACUUCUCCUGGGUGGCAGCUAAAAUCAAAGCAUUCAUCCAUCCUUGACUGUGGGAAGUAAAAUAUGGAGCAGGGCGGAGUGGACUUGGCUGGAGUGUGACCGCCACGCUGGUGUGGGGAGUGACUGUGUCCUGUCAGCCUCUGGUUAGUGUUCUGUUCUAAUCUGCUGGGCUCCCUUUGUGAACCUGUGGACGGUGCUUCUGUUCCGAGUGCCAUGUGAGAAACAAACGCUUCAGUGAAAAAAAAAAAUGAAAAAAAGGAUGUUUUACUUAAUAUGUUAUUUUAAUUUACCUUUAUAUUUUUGUUUGUUUGUUUGUUUUUGUUUUUUUUUUUUUUUGUUAUCCAAGGGUUUAAAGUUCAAAGCUCAUACUCUUUAUGUGGGGACCUGCCAACCUGCACUCCUUUUAAAUGUGACAAAGUCUUUCUGUUGGUCUGAACCAUGUGUGCCAAAUUGUAUGUAUAUUCCUCUGUCAAUGCUUUGAAUAUUAACAGUGCAUAAAAAAUAUGAAGAAAAUUCUGUUUUUUGGAUGCAUUUCCGUCAACCUUGAAGAAAAAAUGGAAAUACAAAAGAGUUGUGUCAGAUUUGUAUCCCAAAUGCUCAUGGGUGCUGACAGAAUUUUUGCUGCAGUUUACAAAAGGUUUAACACAAUUUGUAGUUUUUGAUUGGUUGGAGUCUUUCUCAAGCGAAGGCCUGCACUGUGCCUCUCUCCUUGCACACAGCUUACCUCAGUCCGAGGCGCCUCCCUCCAUCUUUAUGUCCUUUUCACUGUGUUUUACCAGCUCUUACAUCAUGACGACCACAACAGGUUGAUUCCUCCUACUUGUUUACAUCAUAAUAUCAGUAUCACAGUGAGAAGGAACUGGAUAAGGUGCAUUUAAGGUUCAAAACUCCACCAAAAGACAUAUAGAUUCACAGAAAUUACAAAAUUCUUCCAAAUCCAAAUCUCCAUGGUAUCCCUCUCUAUGGAUUUCUGUUUCUUUCAGUUUGUUUCCAAAUGGCUUGUAUAGCAAGCGAGGGAGCAGAUGUUUUUGCACAGCUGUUGCAGGGAUGCUAAUACUGUAACGCAGCUGUGUAAGACCCCAGCUUAUUGGCUGAUCAUAGCUCAGCCCUGGCCUGCCCCAGACACAACAUUUCCGCUUUACAGCUGAUCUCAGUUCACUCAAGGAUUAUUAGAGUCGUUCCUCUUUUCCUGUGCUGCAUCCGCAGAGCGCCUUGGCCGGUGCUACAGUCGCAGUCCAGCAGCAGCAGCAGCAGCAGCAGCAGCAGCCAGCCAGCCAGCCAGCCAAAACCCCCUCUCCUUCUCCCUCCAUUCACAUCCAUUGCAAAUAAAACCCUGCUCUGACAUCUGGAAUUUGAAAUUGCAUGCAUUCAUCUGCAUGUGGAAAACGGAUUAUAAUUUUUUUUUUUCUUUCAACAUUUUCCACUUGGUUCUUCAGAGCUAAGAUGCCUUUGAGAUGAACUCAAUCAGUGGGGCGGGUGUUUCAUGUCUGGGGGUUGGGGUUCGACUGGAUCUGUUGGUUAAACUCAAGCCCACCCCCUCUCUACUUUGGCCUGCUGCCUGAGAGCUUUUCCACCAUGGUGAAGCUGCAAUGUAUGUCAUCUUGAAAUGGUUUCCCAGUCAUUCCAGACACUUAUGCAAGAGUACUUAGCAACUCAGAGAUAUGCGGGAGAAAAACAGUGUUUCAAACUAAAAGUACACAAAGUGGUAAUUUUCUGAACAGUUGCAGUUUUAGAUUUGAUUUUACUAAUCAACACUCGUAGUUUUAGGUCUGAAAAACACACUAAGACAAUGAGUGUAGUAUUUCCAAUAGUUACUCUUCUGUCUGUCUUGGCUUGUGUAGCUGAAGUCCCUCACAGGCACCCACCGUUCAGCUUUGAGGUGAAUUUCUUUCUCUUUUAUAUGGUUUCUCAGGUCAUUCCAAACAGCGUUUUUCGUCAUGUAAGAAACCACUUCAUUUUGCAUUCAAUAACAAACACAACAUCACUCCGUUUCAUUGAGUUCACUGCACAAACUGUCACACCAAUUUUCCUUCACGCCAUCAAUGUUUGAUGUAAGCUUUAGUAUUGCGAGUCAAAAGGAGAGGUUCUGUCAGUGGGUCAUUUCCAGAUACAGAGCCACUGUCUUCACUCAUCCACACUCAGAACCCAACUCAGAACCCAAAACAGCCACAUCUGCCUGCAGCUAUUGUUUCCUUAGCAGUCAUUUUAAAGGUUUUUUGCAAUGCAGCCACAUCACAGCAAACAUUGCAGAGAUGCUAAGAAAGUACAACCUGGCUGGGCUUGUCGUGUACAGUACUAGGAUGCAUGUUUAGUCGACCAGAUAAUAAGGCAUGUGUGUAUGUACAGCUCACCGUCUCUUUCCACGUUAGUUUAGUAGUCAUGUAGCGGCGUGGUGUCAGGGAGUGAGAAUGCCCUUCCAGUCGUAUCAAGUUGCCAGCUGAAGCCAAUCCACUGCCCCCCCUGUGCCACCUGACUCCCUGUCCUCACCUUCAGCAUGGGCUCUCUCAUGGCCAGCUGGUGCUUUCAUGAUACACCUUAACCUAUCUCUGGGAAUGCUUCAGAAACUCACUUCACAUCCAUCCCGCUACACAUCUCCUGUUAGAGUUCAGUCACCACUGGUAAUUUUCUACAAGGCAUACCCAACAGGUUGAUUUCUAAGCUAGCACUCCUCUCCUCUGUCCUUCCUUGUGUUGUUUUCUUCCUGGUUGCAAACACUCUUCUCGUCUCGACUUUGUUUUUUAAACCCUUUGAAUUGAUGCUGCUUCUGUGCUUGACUCUGGGUUUACUGCGUGGUGCCAUGUUGUCCACAUGGCCUCUAGAGCUUGUAACGCUUCAGUGUGUAAUGUUACCAUAUGCCUUACAUGUUUUCCAGGACUAAUAAAAAAAGCAUAACAAAAAAA